AUGGCACCAUCCGUGACACGAAGACGAAUACAUGCAUUCAUCGCACCAUUCCUCACAUCAAACACAACCACACUCAUCUACGGCAUCCAUAUCAUCUUCGGCUACUGCACACCCCUCCUCCGCAUCUACCUCUACACCUACCACAUCUUCAGCAAAUAUCUCAACUUCAGCGCAAGGAUCAUCAACAAUCCGUAUUAUUUUAUGUUUGCGAGUCUAGCGAAACCGGAUGAUGAUACGGAGUUGCAUUGGCUGAAAGACGGUCGCACGCGCUGUACAACAGGCUCUGUCGUAUCUUCACUCUACCACCUCAAGGAUACGGAGAACCAGAACCAAGACGCCGGAUUUUUCGUGUUCCCGGAUUUGAGCGUUCGAACCGAGGGGAGUUAUAGGCUGAAGCUGAGUUUAUAUGAAGUUGUUGGGAGCACGGUGAGACAUUGCAAGUCGAUCUUUUCAGCCCCGUUUUAUGUGUACACCGCGAAGAAGUUCCCGGGCAUGGAGGAGUCCACACCGCUGUCAUGCUCCCUCGCAGAUCAGGGUAUAAAAAUCCGGAUACGCAAAGACAUUCGUGUCAGGAAGCGCCCGAACCCCCAUUUGGAGCACCCAAUCGGGAGUCCCAGUUUACAGCAUGGAACAAUCACGCAUCUUAGUACGACGAACAUCGCUACACCUCACGCUGGGGGGAUGGGAGGAUAUCAACAGCAGCAAGCUGGGUUUUAUCCUCCCCGGGCAGCUGAUGAAGACGAAGACGAGCGACGAAACCCUGCCACCAACACCUCGAACGCGAACACGCACGGGAGUGCUGGGAAUGGCAACGGGGCCAAGUCCGGCGAACGGGAGCCCAAACGUAUGCGAAUGAACGAUCCUCCCUCAUCAAAUGUUGGUGGUAGCGGUGAAGGGGGCGAUGUAGAGAUUCACACGCACGAUACAAGUAUCCCGCCUGUCGGACCUGAUAACGCCAUUCCUCCGCCUCCGAGUAUACCGCCUCCUCCACCUAUGGGAGGCCCUGCUGCCGCCACUGGCGGCGUAGCUACGGGAGCGGCGAGCCAAUCGAUUGGACCCGGCGUGGUCGUGGGCCCGGCUAUUCAUACUGCUUGGCCGCCUGUUGGGCAGCUAGAUCCUGGAGCUUCGACGACUCAAGUCAUCCCUCCGCCUCCUGGCGCGCAGAGAGUUGUUGGAAAUGUGACUGCAGGGGGUGGGGGCGGAAAUGCGGGUACUGGCAAUGGUGGCAGUAGUGGACAAGUUAUACCUCCUCCUCCUGGCGCGACGCAUGUUACUGGAAGCACAUCAUCAAAUACAGGAGCAAGCAAUGGUCCUGGUCCUAUGGUUGGUAUCCAGCAACCGCCAAAUCAACAGCAGAACCAGAAUCAGGUGAACAUUCCACCCCCGCCUGGUGCGCAGAUAGCUGGCCAACAGUCGCAGCCAUCACCAUCAUCGCAACAGGGUCAGCAGCAGCAACCCCCACUCGGUCAGCAGCUUGGUCAACAGCCACUCGUGCAGCAUGGGCAACAGCAAGUCAUGUAUCCAGGGAUGCAAGGUCAUAUGGGUAUGAUGCAGCCUAUGCAUGCGUAUUCGCAACCAGGUGUUUUACAGCCUCCGCCACCUUCAUUGUAUUCUUUACCGCCUCCUCAACAACAUGCGCAUGAUGGGACCGCAAAUGCGAAUUCGAAUUCGGGCCAGCAAACUAACGAAGGCGCGACAAGCGGCAAUACACCAGCGCCCGGGCAGCAGCAACAACCUCAACAACAACCCCAAGCGAUGGGCAUGACGCCUACGGGGACGCCUGGAGGUAUCUACGAUCCUCGAGGAUAUGCUUCGUAUGAUAUGGGCCAACCAGGAUACAUGCAAGGACCUACUACGCCGGGAUCGUAUGUCCCCCCUCCGUAUGGAAUGCACCCUGGGCAUCAAGGCUACGGUCCUCCGCAAGCUUAUGCGGGACACCAGCCAAUGCAUAUGGGGAUGCCGCCGCCUGGCGUUCCAGGUGUAGGAGUAGGGGUUGGGCCUCCACAUCCUAUGCACCAUACGCCAGGGUACAUGCAGUAUCCCGGAGGAUGGGGUGCACCUCCGCCCAUGUACGAUCCUCAUCACGCUCCACCGCCCCCGCAUUAUGCUGGCCAUCCUGGGAUGCCUCCUCAGCAUUACGGCGUACCUCCGCCGCCGCAUGCGAUGGGUGGGCAGAUGCAUGGUGGAUAUGUCCAUCCGCCACCGCCGAUGCAUAGGUACGAUUAUGGGGGCGGGUAUGGGUAUUACGAUCAGAGUCAACAACACCAGCAGGGUGUACCGCCGCCUAGUCAAGGAUCUACGACACCCGGCCAACAACAGCAACAACAAUCGACUGGGUACGCACCUCUGCCUCCUCAACAGCAGCAGCAACAGCAACAGCAACCCUCACAAGGCCAGUCACAGCCGCAGUCGGUGGCUCCGAAUGUGGGGACUUCGGGUUCUCCCGUGGCACCUGGUGCGAACGCCAACGCUUCUGCAUCUUCUUCCACUACUGCAGCGACGACGACGGGAAGCACGACGCUCGGAGGGUCGUCACCUGCACCGCCGCCUAUUCACGGAGGGCCGCCCAAUAUGGGUAUGGGGAGAACACCGAGUUACGUGCAGUCGUAUUACCAUCCACAUCAGCAACAUCCUGCGUAUGGGUACGGGCCUGGGCCGUAUGGACCCCCACACGGCGUGCAUCCUGGAAUGAGUGGGCCGACGCCCGUACAGCAACAGCAGGGCGAGACGAGUGCAGGCGGAGGAGGAGCGCAGGGAGUGACGGCGUGGGGUACGCCGGCGAUGAGUGGUGGCGGUGGAUGGGGAGGGGCAGGUCCUGGCGGAGAGUACGGCGGGGGAGGCGAUCGGAUUCAGUUGCCCCCGAUGAAGACCUCGGCGGGGCAUAGUCAGGGCGGAGGAGGGUUAGGCCCAGCGUCAUUGUUGACCAUGCCGCUGACUUCUCAGCAUGCAAGCUCGGGCGGGGACGGGAACGGUGGGGGCAACGGCGGGGGAUAUCAGACCAUACAGUUGAGGAGCAGCAGUCGCGGCUAUGGCAGGGGUCAGGAUGAGGAUAAAAGCGAGCAUGGACGCCAGCGAUCGGGGAGUUCUAGCUCGAUUGCGGGUGGAAGCGGUGGCGGUGGCGGUGGCGGGGUAGGUGGGGAAGGACAAAGGAAAAAUGUUCUUAGCAUCGAGGGGAUUAUAUCGGAGGAUAAGUGA
Messenger RNA from Pleurotus ostreatus (oyster mushroom), 3195 nucleotides. RefSeq lists its product as uncharacterized. The transcript is spliced from 7 exons. The record is from RefSeq and is a predicted model, not a curated record. Bases 1 to 3195 code for a protein of 1064 amino acids. Lineage: Eukaryota; Fungi; Basidiomycota; Agaricomycetes; Agaricales; Pleurotaceae.